Penicillium manginii is the source of this 1755-nucleotide messenger RNA. RefSeq lists its product as uncharacterized. Gene Ontology annotation, molecular function: oxidoreductase activity; copper ion binding. NCBI's taxonomy places the organism in Eukaryota, Fungi, Ascomycota, Eurotiomycetes, Eurotiales, Aspergillaceae. The transcript is spliced from 2 exons. The record is from RefSeq and is a predicted model, not a curated record. The coding region runs from base 1 to 1755 and encodes 584 amino acids.
AUGAAAUUGAAUUCAGAAGUUUCAGUUCUCUGUUUCCUCAUCGCCUCUGUCUCUGCUGGAAGAAUUCUCGACCUCACCUCGCAUACCAGGUCCGUGGCUUCAGUUCUUCCUUCUUCGGGAACUUCAGUGAGUGGCGCCUGCGAGGGGAACACAGCCAGCACACGCGACCAGUGGUGCGAUUACAGCAUCAAUACCGAUUAUACGACGGUCGUUCCAACCACAAAUGUGACUCGCGAAUACUGGUUCAAUCUCGAACGCGUGACCGUUGCACCAGAUGGCCGAUCAAGAAAAGCAAUUGCGAUAAAUGGCUCCAUUCCCGGUCCUACAAUUGAAGCAAAUUGGGGUGAUGAGGUCGUGAUACAUCUCACCAACAGUCUCCCCAAUGACCUGCAAAAUGGAACCAGCAUCCACUUCCAUGGAAUCCGACAGUUCUGGACCAACCAAAACGACGGUGUUGUGUCAAUUACACAGUGUCCGACUGCACCAAAUAACACAAUCACCUACAGAUGGCGUGCCAUGCAAUACGGCACAACCUGGUACCAUUCUCACAUAGGCUUACAGGCUUGGGAGGGAUUAUUCGGUGGGAUUGUGAUUCAUGGCCCGGCCAGUGCUAACUACGACGAGGACAAAGGCGUUCUCAUCAUGAACGAUUGGGAUAUCAACACUGUGGAUGAGCUUUUCAUGACUGCCCAGAAAGAUGGUCCUCCCACGCUUGAUAACGCUCUGAUCAACGGAACCAACGUAUUUGGAUCGGAUUAUUCAACCAACCAAACCGGGACUCGUUUCAACACUUCCUUCGCCGAGGGAACAUCCUAUCGGCUUCGUCUGGUCAACGCUGCGUGCGACACUCACUUCAAAUUCUCCAUCGACAAUCACACCCUGACAGUCAUCGCAAAUGACCUUGUCCCAAUAACACCCUAUAAGACGAAUGUUCUGAACCUUGCUAUGGGGCAACGAUACGACGUCAUCGUCAGCGCCGACAAGGCAUCGAUCGCGAAGAAUUUCUGGAUGAGGGCUAUUCCUCAGACCGCCUGUUCCGAAAAUAAAUCACCCAAGAAUAUCAAGGGAAUCAUAUACUAUGGUGAUGAACCUGCGAAUCCUACUACCACCGGUCAUAGUUAUACCGACAGCUGUUCCGACGAGAAUAUGGCGGAUCUGUCUCCGAUUGUCUCCGAAAGUGUCUCUUCGAGUCCUUAUUAUAACAGCUCGGAGCCCGUCUCGCUUGGCAAGAACGGAGGUAGCCUCUACCGAUGGAAACUCAAUUCAACCUCCAUGCAUGUUGACUGGACAGACCCGACUCUGCUAGAGGUCUAUCGGGGUCACCACUCAUGGGCCAACACCAGCGGGGUGAUAGAACUUCCCCACAAGAACGUGUGGACCUAUGUUGUCAUUGAAACCACUCUCUCUGUGCCUCAUCCAAUCCAUUUACACGGGCAUGACUUCGUAAUCGUGGCCCAAGGCACUGGAACAUAUGAUGGCGAAAUUACUACUCUUGCCAGACCACCAAAGCGUGACACCGCUAUGUUACCCGAAAAUGGUUACCUGGUUAUCGCCUUCAAGACAGAUAAUCCAGGGGCGUGGCUCAUGCAUUGCCAUAUUGGCUGGCAUACUGAGGAGGGCUUUGCGAUCCAGUUCAUCGAGCGCUAUAAUGAGAUCAAGCCUCUUAUCGAAUACAAAAACUUGCAUCAGAACUGCGAUACCUGGAGUACUUACGAGAAUAAGUAUAUCGUUGCCCAGGAUGACUCAGGCAUUUAA